AUUACCCGGUCAGUGGAAAAAUUGUCUGGCUAACCGGUCCGAGGUGCAAAGAUUGAAGACUGUUGCCCUAUCACAUCCCAAAGUUAUCGCGGACUAAAAUCCUUACGCAAACAGGAAUCAAUAUAGAAGCUGGGUUGCUACACAAGUGGCAGCUAACGGUAGAUAACUGUUGAGAACUUCCGGUGAAGAGCUCUUUAUAACAACAGUUUGAUUUGAUAGUAGGUGGUUAUUUUCUUGUCAAAUUUUCGGAAUAUAAAUAUAAAUCAUGGAUGAAGUUAUGUUUGAAUUUUUACACAUGGAAAUAAUUAACUAUGUUUACCGAACGGCGACAAAAGACGAGAAAGAAAACUGUAUUUCACACCUAGAAUCGUUAGGAUUCCGUGUCGGACAAUCGCUAGUGGAGCGCUUUACUCGCGACUGGCCCCGAUAUAAGGACGAACUAGACACUAUGAAAUUUAUAUGUAAAGACUUUUGGAUGGCUGUAUAUAAAAAACAAGUGGAUAACCUACGUACCAAUCACAUGGGAGUGUAUGUAUUGCUUGAUAACCGUUUUCGUUUUCUUGUGCAGUUAUCUUCAGGAAAGCAGUAUCUUGAAAACGCCCCAAAAUAUUUAGCCAUGUCUUGUGGUAUUAUACGUGGAGCCCUCUCCAAUUUGGGAAUCAACUGUGUAGUUACAGCUGAAGUUACAGUUAUGCCAUCGUGCAAAUUCCAGAUCCAUAUUCAAAGACUUUAGUGAUGUAGUCAUGCCUUUAGAUAAUGUUAUCACAAUCUCUCUGUCUUGUUGAUUAGUAUGUCGUGGUAAUAUUUAUAUUCCGGACAUACGUAGUCGAUGAACCAAGUUUUCUACUGUGUUACUGUGGAGAUAGGAUUACUCUUUAUACAUGCAUUCUUUUUGAGUGUGUGUAUAUCUAUCUAUCUAUAUAUAACACAAAGAGAGUUGUUGCCAUUUUGGAAACUAAAAAAAAUAUUGUAAAAAUAACUUUCUUUUUAAAAAGAUCCAUUUAUAUUUUACGGAAAGCACUUUGGUAAAAACCGGCGCAACUCUGUAACCAGUAUCACUCACUUCAUCAGUAACAACAAUCAGUGACACAUUCCAGCUGCGAUCUCCGUUCCAUGUCUUAUAUGUAUGUGGUUGUAUGAUUAAUUUAUUUGUCAGAUGGAAUUGGUGGUGCUGAGAUUCCGUCACUAUUUCUUCUGCAAACAUUUGUUAAAAUGUAUUAUUUGUUAACUCAAUGUAAUAUUAAUUUUAUCUCAUGAGAACAUCUUUUUAUUAUUAUUAUGAUUUAUUUGUUUUUUGUUUUUUUUGUUAAGGACUUCUGUCCGUAUGCUUUUUCCAGAAAUAUAAUCCAGCCAGGGACAACAAGAUCCAAACUUAUCAUCUAUUUACUGAAUGCUGACAAUGCUUUACCACUAUAAACAGCGUAUCGAAUCCUUCUGUUUGUAUUUAAAGAUAAGAUUCAUUUGUGAUUAAGAAUUACAAAUCAUUUGAUUGGGUUGAAUUUCUCACAAACAACAAUGAUUACUAUUAAAAUAUCGGAUGUCUAUUUAGUUUAACUUUGCUCUUAAGUUCGAAGAUCUUGCUAUCUUCCGAAAGCUACCAGUUAUAUGUUAGUAUUGAAAUAUUAACUUUUCUCAAAUCUAAUUAUUAUUAUCGUUAUUUUACUUUUUGUCCCAAGUUAGUCUUGGUCAAAAAUACCUAUGAGCAGAAAUGAUGUGUCAUUAUUUUUGGGAUACAAAACUUCAUUAUCUAAUGUGUUUCCUCCUACAUUUUUUUUUUUAAAGCUGGUAGGGUGCGAUUUAAGAAAAAGUUUGGCUGUUAUUUCUAGAAGUUGCGUGACCACACUGAAGCUCCCUCUUAGCAAGGGCACCAAGCGGAUAUUUUGUAACUGCUUCUUAUUGUCGCCAUAGUUGUACUAAUUGAUAGUUAAAAUGAGAAUUGUGUGUUAAAAUCAUUCCAAAAUGCUUACCCUUUGGGAAAAGCUGCUCAUAUAUUAGUUCAAUAGAAAAUAAUGAGCCAGUGAAAAGCAAUUAGGUAUCGGUAGAAUAAUUUUUAAGUUACUAGUAGUUCUUUAGCAACAGAAAUUUCAUCAAGGUAGGAAACUCUUUCAGAUUUCUCUCAACCCUAACUUUCAUAAAAAGCAUAACAAUGUGAACGAAAUUUCCAUCCUUUUUAGUGGAAAUAAUGUGAAACUUCUUUACUGCAAAACCUUUGUAAUAAUCCACAUGCAGGUUUUGUGAUACAGGUACAAUAUCGUUUUUCUGAAACCAUUGGUUUCAAAGUUUUUUUGAAUUACUGAUUUUCCCAACCAGAGGUGGUCAGCUUGGUUAACACACUCUAGAUUAAACAGAUAUUAAAUUUACUUGAAUAAUUAAAUGAAAUGCAGUUACUUGUACAUAAGUGUUAAUUAGUAUGGAUUAUAAGUGAUUCCAGACCAUCACUGUCUGGACAGUAGGUGUUGUGCAUGUAUAUAUUUAGGGUAAUGUGUAGAGAUUUAGAUGUGAAAAGUUGAAAAAAAUGAAAACUCAACAGUUUUGUUAGAUUAUUAGGGAGUUUUAUCUCAGAUACUUAGAAUGCCAAACAUUAUAUUGUGAUAGCUAUAAUUUGAAAUUAGUACAAAUGACAAUUAUAUAACUUUUCUUUUAGUUAAAAAUGUAAUUCCUGUUAUAAGGCAUCAUGUUUAUACAACCAUUAUAUGUUAAGAUGAAAUCAUUAUGUUUAAAUGUUUUUGUAUUUGAAGAAUGCUUCACAAGAACACAAUUAAAUCCAUUUCAUAUUAACCUCUAAA
Molecule: messenger RNA, 2786 nt
Organism: Octopus bimaculoides (California two-spot octopus)
Lineage: Eukaryota; Metazoa; Mollusca; Cephalopoda; Octopoda; Octopodidae
Product: trafficking protein particle complex subunit 6b
Biological process (GO): endoplasmic reticulum to Golgi vesicle-mediated transport; regulation of GTPase activity
Cellular component (GO): TRAPP complex; trans-Golgi network; cis-Golgi network
Source: RefSeq, a predicted model, not a curated record